AUGGCAAGCAAAGCGGCGGUGGGCGUGGCCACAAUUCUGUUUUGUAUAUCGGUGUUUGAAUUCGAAGCCAACGCACAGUUUCCAGGGCUAGGUCCUCCACAAGUUCCCCCGGGUCAGGGUCCGCCGCAGGUUCCUCCCGGUCAGGGGCCGCCCCUAGUUCCCCCCGGUCAGUUACCAGGGCCAGGUGCCCCGCAAGUGCCCGGACAAGCGCCCUGCCUAAAGGAUAUCACCAAGUACGGCGCGGCUCCCGGCGUUGACAUUGCUCAGGCCUUAACAGCGAUUUGGAAAGAGGCGAUUGCAUCGCCGGUGCCGGUUCAGAUAUUGAUUCCACCAGGGAAUUGGUGUUUAAGCCAAGUGAAGCUGUGCGGGCCUAGCCUGGCCCCUAUCGAUCUUGUGGUUCAAGGCACCGUUCAAGCAUCACCGGAUCCGCAAGCAUUGCCCGACAAAGAAUGCGAAUGGAUAACCAUUAACUACAUCAGCAACUUAACCAUCUACGGAGGAGGAGUUUUCGACGGCAUGGGCGAGAUGGCAUGGAAGCAAAAUGAUUGCAACAAGAACCAGAAAUGUGCCAAACUCCCCAUGAACUUGAGCUUCAACUUCAUCAACCACACGGUUAUCCGAGACGUGACCACAAAAGACAGCAAGAACUUCCACGUGAACUGUAUCUCGAGCCACAACGUGACCUUCCAACGAUUCAUGGUGAGCGCGCCGGGGGAGAGCCCAAACACCGAUGGAAUUCACAUCGGGCGUUCCUCACAGAUCACGGUGAUCGACUCCAUCAUACAAACUGGGGACGAUUGUGUUUCCAUCGGUGACGAGACCUGUGAAAUCCGCGUCCAGAAUGUAACCUGCGGUCCGGGCCACGGCGUCAGCAUUGGAAGCAUGGGCAAGUUUGCGAACGAAAAGGAUGUGAAUGGAAUAUAUGUGCAGAACGUGACGUUCAAAGGGACACAGAAUGGCGUUAGAAUUAAGACAUGGCCUAACGGGCCGGCCACCUUGUGCAUAAACAAUAUUCAUUUCGAGGACAUAAUCGUCGACAAUGUCAGCAAUCCCAUCAUCAUUGAUCAGGAGUACUGCCCCUGGAAUCAAUGCGACAGAACGCAAGCCUCCUCCAUCAAGAUCUCGGGUGUGAGCGUGAAGAACGUCAGGGGGACUGCCAACAGUUGCGAGGCCGUAGUUCUUUCUUGCAGCAGCGCCAAGCCCUGCGAGGCCAUCGAGAUUGGCGACGUGGAUAUUACCUACGUUGGGGAUCCGGUGUAUGGCCCCAUCAAAACUAAGUGCUCCAACGUACAGCCCACAUUCGUCGGCAGGCAGAAUCCGCCCGUCUGUGCUCCCGCACCUCCUGGCCUUCCCGCGCCUGCCGCCUGA
This is a messenger RNA of Andrographis paniculata, 1368 nucleotides long. Its product is annotated as exopolygalacturonase-like. The transcript has 4 exons. Bases 1 to 1368 code for a protein of 455 amino acids. NCBI's taxonomy places the organism in Eukaryota, Viridiplantae, Streptophyta, Magnoliopsida, Lamiales, Acanthaceae. The record is from RefSeq and is a predicted model, not a curated record. Gene Ontology annotation, molecular function: polygalacturonase activity. Gene Ontology annotation, biological process: carbohydrate metabolic process.